Messenger RNA from Pelmatolapia mariae (spotted tilapia), 1038 nucleotides. Its product is annotated as CST complex subunit CTC1-like. The record is from RefSeq and is a predicted model, not a curated record. Lineage: Eukaryota; Metazoa; Chordata; Actinopteri; Cichliformes; Cichlidae. Gene Ontology annotation, cellular component: CST complex. The coding region runs from base 1 to 1038 and encodes 345 amino acids. Gene Ontology annotation, molecular function: single-stranded DNA binding; telomeric repeat DNA binding. Gene Ontology annotation, biological process: telomere maintenance via telomere lengthening; positive regulation of DNA replication. The transcript is spliced from 6 exons.
AUGCUGGACGAGCCUCACACCUGUCCUGUGACUCAGUACAGCGUGUCCUCAGCGGUCCGUCGGUGCCUCGGUGUGUCGGAGCUCCUGGAGUCCCUGCAGACUGACUGCUGGUCUUCAGCCCCUCUGAGCUCUCUGCUGCCCCCUGAUGGCUCCAACCUGACCUCCUCCCAGAUCAACGGGUUCCUGUCCUGGUCUUGCAGGACUCUGUCCUCCGAGCCUCGGGGUGGAGACGCUGUCAGGCAGCGCCCCCUGCUGCUGGUCGGCGUGCUGGAGCUGCCAUCACAGACGUCUGAGUUCAAACACUCGAUACAGCUCAGAGACGCCACGGGAGCUGCAGCCUGCGUGCUGACGGAGAGCAGCGAGGAGGAGGAGGGAGCGCAGAGGGCGGUCUUUAACAGCGCCUGGAUCGGUUGUCUGGUGGGUGUGGUGCAGUUCACCAUGGUGACAGAGAGAUUCCUCCAAUCAGAUUUCCCUUCCUACCAACACCUGGACCAGGACAGGUUUAUCACACACAAACACUGCAGGGUUUACCUGCAGUUCUCUCUGGACCACCUGCACAUCCUGAGUCCAUCUGUUGCCAUGGAGACACACCUGAGACACAAGGGGGAGGAGCCAGGAGGGGAUGUCACUGCCAGGAAGCAGACAGUAGAAGAAGAAGAAGAGACUGCUGGGAGUAAGAGGAAGAGAAGAGAAGAAGAAGAAGCAGACUCCGGCAACCCCUGGCCCUGUGUCUCCAUGGUGAUCAGGGUGGAGCAGAAGGAGGGUGUGUCCUGGAGGAAUACUGGGGUGGAGGCAGAGGAUCAGGAGGCAGGGCUGAGACUGUGCUUCUCAGCGAAAGCUGCUGUGAUUGGUCCAGUGGUCAGCUGGAGGCGGGACCCAAAGAAUGAACCAAUGACAGAGAAAGAAAGUGAACAAAAGCAGGAGAAAAAGGUGGUGCUGGUGUUCUCAGGUGUGUGUACGCGGUGGUUUCCUGUCCUCCAGCCUGGAUGUUUCUACAGACUCAUCGCCGCUAACACCCAGGUAUCAACCCAGCUUUGA